Coffea eugenioides is the source of this 1896-nucleotide messenger RNA. Its product is annotated as glycine-rich RNA-binding protein RZ1A. The transcript has 5 exons. Gene Ontology annotation, molecular function: zinc ion binding; RNA binding. Bases 124 to 744 code for a protein of 206 amino acids. NCBI's taxonomy places the organism in Eukaryota, Viridiplantae, Streptophyta, Magnoliopsida, Gentianales, Rubiaceae. The record is from RefSeq and is a predicted model, not a curated record.
AAAUUAUUCGGGUUUCCGUUUUCUGAUUUCUGCGUUCUUCAACCCUAAAGUAAAGCAAAGCAAAGCAAACCAGAAGCACUCAAAAAGCUUCGUAUAGUUUUCUAUUAAAAACCAGAUUGCAACAUGUCUGAUGUUGCGGAGUAUCGCUGUUUCAUUGGAAAUCUGUCAUGGUCAACAUCUGAUCGAGGUCUAAAAGAUGCAUUUGAGAAAUUUGGCCAUCUUAUUGAGGCAAAGGUUGUUAUGGACAAGUUCUCUGGACGCUCCCGUGGAUUUGGAUUUGUCACUUUUGAUGAAAAGGAAGCAAUGGAGGAGGCCAUCCAUGCAAUGAAUGGCAUGGAUUUAGAUGGCCGACCUAUCACAGUUGACAAAGCACAACCUAACCAAGGUGGCGAUCGUGAUAUUGAUCGCCCGCGUGAUAGGGACCGUGGUCGUGAUCGAGAUCGUCGUGAUUAUGGGGGUGGUCGUGGAUCUGGUGGUGGAGACUGCUUUAAGUGUGGUAAACCAGGACACUUUGCUAGGGAAUGUCCUGAUGAUGGUGGUAGAGGCAACCGAUAUGGCGGUAGAGAUGACAGAUAUGGUGGCAGUGGUGGAGGUGGAAGAGGUGGUGGGCGUUAUGGACCUGAAAGGAAUGGAGAUCGGUUUGGUAGCCGUAACAGAGAUGGUGGUGGUCAUGGGGGAGGUGACCGAUACAAUCGUGAUCGAUCUGGGCCAUAUGACCGUCGUGGUAGUGGAGGUUUUCGCUAAGGGUAGAAUCUGACUGCCACAGAUUGUGGAAGAAUGGAUGUGCUGCUUGUGAUGGAACCAAAUGGCUUGAAGUAUAUUGGAAAAGGAUAUUUUGUCUUCUUGGCAUGUUGGCAAAGUGGAUCAAUCUUUUGAAUUCAUGAAAAUUGGCUCUAAUAUUCUACUAUUUUGUGUUCGUAAGAUGUUCGAUAUAUGGUCUGAUGGGUGGUCUGUCACUCUUGAAUGCUAUUAUUGCUGCUGGUUAUCUGCUUUGUUGAUGGAAAUUUCACUGCCCUUAUUUGCUGCUGGAUGCAUAAUGAUUUCAUACACUGGAAAUUGCACAUCACAAAGUUUUGCAUUAUGUUGGGUGGUUUGAGGACAUACGGUGAGACCUUAAAAUUGGUGAUAGGAAAACCUUGUUCCCCACCUUCAAGUGUGCCUGUCAAUUGAGGUGUAGAGGCUGUCUUACAAGCUGUAUGUCCUAUGUUCUGGUAAAGAAAGAUUUAAACGUGUGAGUAAAUCGGGCGCCGUAAUUGGCCUUUUGGAUACAUAGUGGAUCUGUUUGCUAAUUGGGGGUAGGCUUUUAACAUAAUAAAAUUGAGAAAGCAUUUUGGACAGCAACAAGCCCUCUGGAAGUUAUCGCACUGUUAGUUACUCAUAGCUUCUGCAAGGUGAACUAAGGGAGGAUUAUGCCCAGUUUAAAAUCCUGGCAGUUAUUUAGAUACUCUUGGGGAGUCUGCAACUUUUGUCCACGAUCUUGUUCUGGUCCUCUCUUUGAUUUACUCUCUUUGGGACAAGAGCUUCCUUUCUGUUCUUCUAGUCAGGGCUUUUGUUGCUGAGACAUAUUUCAGUGGUCAAUAUGUGUACGAAGUUGCAGUGUUUUUCCUCUUUCAGUUCGUGGUUCUUGGUAACUGUGCCUUGCAAUCUCAAGGAUGGAUCAACUUUUCAUAAACUCUGUUUGAGACUGCAGCAUUUUCGAGUUAAAUGACUUGUCCCAGCAAUGUCAACUUGUGUUGUUGGGUGAUGAGAGUUCUCUGUCUGUGUAUCUUUUUUGUUUUUCCCAUUGGUCUAUCUUUUAUUAUUUUUCAUGUUAAUCUUAUAGACAAUGGGGGAACGGGAGUUUGGGCAAAUUUUUUUUCUUCGCAAUCCUGCUAAUGGUUGAUGCUUUACUGCUCA